Molecule: messenger RNA, 671 nt
Organism: Arvicanthis niloticus (Nile rat)
Lineage: Eukaryota; Metazoa; Chordata; Mammalia; Rodentia; Muridae
Product: eosinophil cationic protein-like
Biological process (GO): innate immune response in mucosa; chemotaxis; defense response to Gram-positive bacterium
Molecular function (GO): nucleic acid binding; RNA nuclease activity
Source: RefSeq, a predicted model, not a curated record
AUGGAGUUCAGGCAGUGGACAACCAGUGCUCAGUUCCACAGGAGCUACAACUCAGACUGGGAAACAUGGGUCUGAAGAUGCUUGAGUCCCGACUUUGUCUCCUGCUGCUGCUGGGACUUGUCCUACUGCUUGCCUCAUGCCAGCCACCAACCCCUUCCCAGUGGUUUGCAAUUCAGCACAUCUAUAAUAGUGCCUACCGCCAAUGUAAUCCUGCAAUGCUGAUGGUUAACAGUUAUAAAAAAAGAUGUAAAAACAUCAAUACUUUUCUUAAUACAACUUUUGCUGAUGUGGUUCAUGUGUGUGGCAAUCCAAAUGGCACCUGCAAAAACCAGAGAGCUACAAAUUGUCAUAAUAGUACAUCUCAAGUACCUAUAAUGUUCUGUAACCUCACAUUUCCAUCAAGGAAUUAUACCCUAUGCAGAUACCAAACCACAAGAGCAGUGAAGUUCUACACAGUUGCCUGUGACAACAGAACUGCACAGGACAGUCCCAUCUAUCCAGUGGUUCCGGUUCACUUGGAUGGCACAUUUUAGCUCCAGUGCCAGCACUUGGUACCUUCACUCAUCUGCUACUGCCAAGAUCAUAGUAGUGAAGAACCAAUUCCUCUCUGCCCUGCGCAUCAGCACCUGUCCUCGUGAAACCUGUCCCUGACUCUGAAGAGAUCUUUAAUA